Aspergillus puulaauensis is the source of this 3207-nucleotide messenger RNA. RefSeq names its product tyrosine protein kinase SWE1. Bases 1 to 3207 code for a protein of 1068 amino acids. Gene Ontology annotation, molecular function: protein kinase activity; ATP binding. The transcript is spliced from 2 exons. Gene Ontology annotation, biological process: protein phosphorylation. The record is from RefSeq and is a predicted model, not a curated record. NCBI's taxonomy places the organism in Eukaryota, Fungi, Ascomycota, Eurotiomycetes, Eurotiales, Aspergillaceae.
AUGGUCGCGACCUUUUCGCCGCACCGUGAUGCGGGCGGCACAUUGCACCUUCCAUCACAUUCUGGAAUUCAUCACAUCGAUGCUAAUACGGCCAUCCGACAACUUCGCCGAUCUUUCUCCCGCUCACCUUCGAAGAGCUCGAACUUCUCCCUUCUAACAUCUCGAAACCACUCUCCGUCCAAAAACACCUCAUACGUUUCUUCCCCAUUGUCGCCGUCGCGAAGAUCCGCGCAGGGCAACUUUGUUCUCUUUCCCAGCUCUUCUCAACAAUCACCGUUCGCUAUCCCGUAUCCACCUAGCGCAAAAAUCUCGCGCCCUACAAUGCGCCGCGCGCGCACGUCCCCUCGAAGUCCGUCCAAACGCGCUCUUAACGUCUCAACUGACCAAGGGAACGCAAAACCCCUUCAUGAGACCCCCGUUACUCCUGGGGUAGAGAACUCCCCCACAAUACCGGGAAUCAGCCUCUCGCCCGACGGAAUGGACGGUGGCGUUGGUGCGUGCUCGAGCGACCCAACCGUGUGUAUGGAGGGAUCGUCUACUACCCGCCCUUCAGCGUCCCGGGUUGAGAAGCGACGGAGCGGGACAUUUGGCUCAUAUUCAGCUGUGAGUCCCAUGAAACGAAGCGAUGGCAUUAUGAACUUGGAUCGCGCGUCACGGGGUAGUCCUUCAGCAAAACGACGAAGCGUCCAUGCUGUGAAUCUUUCAGCAGACUUUAGCAUAUUUGAUAGCGAAAGCGCCACGCAUACACCGGAGGAUUCGAAAACAGCAGAUUUCGACCUAGAGAAGGAUGCAAUAUUAUUCCCAAAUACUACUACUACGCCUCCAUUCAGCCCUUUUGCUACCGUCCCUAGACGUACCUCGUCUCUACGGCGGUCAACACUGCAGCAACGUCCAAGCGAUAGGUCCUUGUUUUCUCGUGCUAAAGCUAUGGGGGACUCAGAGGGUUCCGAUGCGGGAACUCCUUUAACCGUUUGUUCACGCCCAUCUUUGGACAGCAGCACCUUUCAACCCAACCGCGAGAGUCUAUUUUCCCCACGACCUGCCCAGGGCAACUCGUUAUUCUCGAACCCAGUUGGGACAGCGCCAAGACCAGGCGCCCAUCCGCUAUCCAGGACGAUCACCCAAUCUUCAUCCAGCUCUAGCCUGGUAGACGACUCCCCUACUCAUGAACCCCCCCAGAAAAGCGAUCGCCCGAGGGCGAUCUUCAAUUUCUCGAAAUCACUACCAGCAGGUGCCACUCGGCCUACCGCUGCACGCCAUCUUACUCGCGAAGACUCAGCGUCAUCAACGGAUUCUUUCGCUACACCUGAAAACUACAAGCUCGUCAAACCCCUCCCAGCCGCAUUCAUGUCCACUGGUCUCAUAUCAAAAAAGAACCGCAAUGUCGAUGAUCCCCAAAGCAUGCUAGGGUCUAGCAAAAACAUGCCUGACACGCCAUGCAAAAGACCUGUGAACUUGUUUACCACUGGCGAGAGGGCCCAACCCGAGGAGCUACUCGGAAAGUCGACUCUGAGCAAUGCCAUAGACAUGCCUCCUCCUUCGCCGUUCAACCCUCCCAGCGCACGGCCGAAGCCGGGUCCUUUUGGGCGAGGCAUGGGCAUCUUUGGGAAUACUUUCAAUCGACCGGACCUUUCGCGGCGCGGAAGCUUGGCCAGUAUAGACGGGGAUGAUGGGCUACAUAUUCAGUCGCCUUCUAACCGACAGGAUAGUCAGCCACUUUGUGAAUCCGACUUACCCCCAACGCCUACCAAACAAUCGUUUUUCCCAUCUCGAACAUACCCUCCUACCACCUCACAAAUCGCCUCCCUUGAACGCCUGUCUGAGGUGAGGGGUACACAUUCUAGCCCACUGCAUGACAGAUUUCAACGUGGAUCACCUCGUACGCCUCAAGAACACCUCUGCCCUCCCGAUCCUAGUGGCCUAACUAUAUCAGCACCCAAUGACCGGCAGUCUGUCCAGCCAGACUUCAACACUUUCAACCUGCCUGCCACUCCGACCGGCCCACGUGACUCUUUCAUAGGCAAGAGGCCGAGCCUUCCAUUGAAUAUACACCAUGCUCCAGAUGUAGACCCGUGUCUGACAUCUCGCUUUGAGCGCGUUGAACUCGUCGGUACUGGAGAGUUCUCGCAAGUGUACCGUAUUUCUCAGCCGAAUGAAGUCCCUCUGUCCAUAUUCUCAACGACUCCAAAAUCGCCUAAAGCAUUGCAUGAGCAGGUUUGGGCAGUUAAAAAGGCGAAACAACCAUACUCAGGAUUGAAGGACCGUGAGCGCCGUAUUCGAGAAGUCGAUACCUUGAAGGCCCUCACGAAUUUUGACCAUAUUAUAUCUUUCACCGACAGUUGGGAAAACAAUGGGCACCUCUACAUUCAAACAGAGUACUGUGAGGAGGGUAGCUUGGAUGUUUUCCUCGCACAAGUGGGACUCAAAGCGAGGCUCGACGACUUUCGAAUUUGGAAGAUCUUGCUCGAGCUAUCUACGGGUCUGAAACAUAUACAUGAUUCCGGGUUUAUUCACCUCGAUUUAAAACCAGCUAACAUCCUGGUUACAUUCGAAGGUGUCUUGAAGAUUGCAGAUUUUGGCAUGGCAACCCGAUGGCCUGCCGAAGAGGGAAUUGAAGGGGAGGGUGACCGUGAAUAUAUUGGCCCGGAAAUUUUGAUGGGAAGAUAUGACAAGCCAGCGGACAUCUUCUCUUUGGGACUGAUCAUUUUCGAGAUUGCCGGCAAUGUUGAGCUUCCUGACAACGGCCUUUCGUGGCAAAAGCUAAGAAACGGCGAUAUGAGUGACGUCCCGAGCCUGACCUGGAGCUCUGAGACUACUGUUUUCCGCGAUGCGUCUGGGAACCCCGUCUCAGAAGAGCCGUCAUUUGAAGAGCUGUGCGCGUCAGAAUUUGGGGACGAUGAUUUCUGCACACCCGACUUCUUAAGGAGUAAUAGCGAGCGAAAACCAAUUCCAUUCACACGGAGCAGUGAGCUUGCCGACCCACCCGAUUUUAUGGUCGAUGCCAGUCAUGAGCAAUCUCUUGAUAAGAUCGUGCGCUGGAUGAUUUCUCCUGAACCACAGGACCGACCGACGGCAGAUAACAUUCUGGAGUCCUAUGGUGUCCAAUUCGUCGCGUCCCGGCGUAGGGCUGGCGCCACAGUUUAUGAGGGCAAUUGGGGCCCUGCCGAUGAUGUUCUUGCAGAAGACGCAGAAAUGAUCGAUGUUUGA